AUGGCACCCGCGAUCGGAAUCGAUCUUGGAACCACAUACUCAUGUGUCGGCAUCUUCCGAGAUGACCGCAUUGAGAUCAUCGCCAACGACCAGGGUAACCGCACAACACCCUCGUUCGUUGCCUUCACCGACACCGAGCGUCUCAUUGGUGACUCGGCAAAGAACCAGGUCGCCAUGAACCCUACCAACACCGUCUUCGAUGCCAAGCGCCUCAUUGGUCGCAAGUUCGCCGAUGCUGAGGUCCAGGCCGACAUGAAGCACUUCCCCUUCAAGGUCAUUGACAAGGCUGGCAAGCCUGUCAUCCAGGUCGAGUUCAAGGGCGAGGAGAAGACAUUCACACCAGAGGAGAUCUCAUCUAUGGUCCUGACUAAGAUGAGGGAGACUGCAGAGUCCUACCUCGGUGGAACCGUCAACAACGCUGUCGUCACUGUCCCAGCCUACUUCAACGACUCACAACGUCAGGCCACUAAGGAUGCUGGUCUCAUCGCCGGCCUCAAUGUCCUCCGUAUCAUCAACGAGCCUACCGCCGCUGCCAUCGCCUACGGUCUCGACAAGAAGACCCAGGGUGAGCGCAAUGUCCUCAUCUUCGACUUGGGUGGUGGUACUUUCGAUGUUUCUCUCUUGACCAUUGAAGAGGGUAUCUUCGAGGUCAAGUCCACUGCAGGUGACACUCACUUGGGUGGUGAAGACUUCGAUAACCGUCUUGUAAACCACUUCACACAAGAAUUCAAAAGAAAACACAAGAAAGAUCUCACCACCAACGCUCGUGCCCUUCGCCGUCUCCGAACCGCUUGCGAACGUGCCAAGCGCACUCUUUCCUCUUCAGCUCAGACCUCCAUCGAGAUUGACUCCCUCUAUGAAGGUAUCGACUUCUACACCUCCAUCACCCGUGCCCGCUUUGAGGAGCUGUGCCAGGACCUCUUCCGCUCCACCAUGGAGCCUGUCGAGCGUGUCCUCCGCGAUGCCAAGAUCGACAAGUCCUCUGUCCACGAGAUCGUCCUCGUCGGUGGAUCCACCCGUAUCCCCAAGGUCCAGAAGAUGGUCUCCGACUUCUUCAACGGAAAGGAGCCCAACAAGUCCAUCAACCCCGAUGAGGCUGUCGCCUACGGUGCUGCUGUCCAGGCUGCCAUCCUGUCCGGUGACACAUCUUCCAAGUCCACCUCCGAGAUCCUGCUCCUCGAUGUCGCGCCGCUGUCCAUCGGUAUUGAGACCGCUGGUGGUGUCAUGACUCCUCUCAUCAAGCGCAACACCACCAUCCCCACCAAGAAGUCCGAGGUCUUCUCCACCUUCAGCGACAACCAGCCUGGUGUGCUCAUCCAGGUCUACGAGGGUGAGCGUGCUCGCACCAAGGACAACAACUUGCUCGGCAAGUUCGAGCUGACCGGCAUCCCACCUGCUCCUCGUGGUGUUCCUCAGAUCGAGGUCACCUUCGACGUCGACGCCAACGGUAUCAUCAACGUCUCCGCCCUCGAGAAGGGUACCGGAAAGACCAACAAGAUCGUCAUCACCAACGACAAGGGCCGUCUCUCCAAGGAGGAGAUUGAGCGCAUGUUGGCUGAGGCUGAGAAGUACAAGGCUGAGGAUGAGGCUGAGGCUGCCCGUAUCGCCGCCAAGAACGCUCUCGAGUCCUACGCCUACUCUCUGCGCAACACCCUCAGCGACUCCAAGGUCGACGAGAAGCUCGAUGCUGGUGACAAGGAGAAGCUCAAGGCCGAGAUCGACAAGACCGUCGCCUGGUUGGACGACAACCAGACCGCCACCAAGGACGAGUACGAGUCUCAGCAGAAGGAACUCGAGGGUGUCGCCAACCCCAUCAUGAUGAAGUUCUACGGAGCUGGUGGUGAGGGUGGCAUGCCUGGCGGUAUGCCCGGCGGCGCUCCUGGCGGUGCUCCCGGCGGCGCUGGCGGCGAUGACGGCCCAACUGUCGAGGAGGUUGACUAA
Bipolaris oryzae ATCC 44560 is the source of this 1941-nucleotide messenger RNA. RefSeq lists its product as uncharacterized. NCBI's taxonomy places the organism in Eukaryota, Fungi, Ascomycota, Dothideomycetes, Pleosporales, Pleosporaceae. Gene Ontology annotation, cellular component: nucleus; cytoplasm; cytosol. The transcript is spliced from 3 exons. The record is from RefSeq and is a predicted model, not a curated record. Gene Ontology annotation, molecular function: heat shock protein binding; ATP binding; misfolded protein binding. The coding region runs from base 1 to 1941 and encodes 646 amino acids. Gene Ontology annotation, biological process: protein refolding; vesicle-mediated transport; cellular response to unfolded protein.